Molecule: messenger RNA, 3095 nt
Organism: Trematomus bernacchii (emerald rockcod)
Lineage: Eukaryota; Metazoa; Chordata; Actinopteri; Perciformes; Nototheniidae
Gene: tmtc1
Product: transmembrane O-mannosyltransferase targeting cadherins 1
Biological process (GO): RNA processing; protein O-linked glycosylation via mannose
Molecular function (GO): mannosyltransferase activity; protein binding
Source: RefSeq, a predicted model, not a curated record
GUGUCUGGUAUCGUCGGCAGGGCUGAUGUCUUAGCAUGUCUCCUGUUCUUGCUGACGUUCCUCUCCUACAUCAGGAGUGUCGGUGUGUGUGUGUGUGAGGGCUCACUGCCCCCCACGGUGUCGGCAUGGUUUCUGCUCGCCAGUUUGUUCCUGGGCACCGGGGCCAUGCUGGUGAAGGAGACAGGCAUCACGGUGUUCGCCGUGUGCGUGCUCUACGACGCCCUGGUGCUGUGCCGCAGACCCUUCCUCCAUCAGCUGUCGGACUCCAGAAUCAGGGACCUCCGCUACGUCUGCAGCCCCUUCAUCAAACGAGCCUGCCUCAUCUCUGGCUUUGUGCUCAUCAUCAUGUCCGUCAGGCUGUGGCUGAUGGGAGGAUCCAUGCCUCUAUUCUCUGAGCAGGACAACCCCGCCUCCUUCUCCCCACACCUGCUUACCAGGAUGUUGACCUAUUCGUACCUGCUGUCUUUCAAUGCCUGGCUGCUGCUGGCCCCCGUCGUGCUGUGUUAUGAUUGGCAGGUGGGCAGCAUCCCCCUGGUGGAGUCGCUGGGGGACAUCCGCAAUGUGUCCACGGUGCUGUUGGCCGUGGUGAUGGUCGCCCUCUGCCUCAGCUGCUUGUUCUCACUGCAGGGCCAGGGGAGCAGGGAGAUGUUGGUUGGAAUGUUAUUCCUGAUGUUUCCCUUCAUUCCUGCCAGUAACCUUUUCUUCAGGGUUGGAUUUGUCGUGGCAGAGAGGGUCCUCUACAUGCCAAGUAUGGGUUACUGUAUUCUGGUGGCUCACGGCCUGGGGCGCCUGUGUUCGCUGGUUGGCCGUUUGGGUACCACAGUCCUCAGCGUCUCCUUGCUGCUGCUGCUCCUGCUCUUCUCCUGGAAGACCGUCCAGCAGAACAACGUCUGGCGCUCCAGGGAGGCCCUCUUCCGCUCUGGUAUCCAGACUCUGCCACACAAUGCCAAAGUCCACUACAACUACGCCAACUUCCUGAAAGACAACAGCCGGCACCAGGAGGCCAUUCACCACUACACCACUGCCCUCAGGUUAUACCCCCGCCAUGCCAGCGCCAUGAACAAUCUGGGCACUCUGACCCGUGACCCAGAGGAGGCUGAGCGCUACUACAGGAAGGCACUGGCCACUAACCCUCAGCAUAACCGAGCUCUGUUUAACCUGGGGAACCUCCUCAAGUCACUUGGGAAGGAAGAAGAAGCUGAGGCUCUGCUGAAGGACUCCAUACACUUCGGUCCACAUUUUGCUGAUGCUUACUCCAGUCUGGCUUCACUCUUUGCUGAACAGAAACGCUUUGCUGAAGCCAAAGAAGUGUAUCUGGAAGGAAUAGAGAAGUGUCCAGACAGCUCUGACCUGCAUAAUAACUACGGAGUGUUUCUGGUGGAUACUGGAGAGGGGGAGCUGGCAGCCGCUCACUACCAGCAGGCUGUCAGACUCAAACCAGCGCACUAUGUUGCCAUGGUGAACCUGGGCCGCCUACUGCGAUCAUCCAAUGAGAACACAGAAGCGGAGUCCUGGUACAAGAGGGCGCUGCAGGUGACGAGGAAGGUGGACAUCCUGACUCCGCUCGGAGCGCUGUACUACAACACGGGCCGCUACAACGAGGCCCUGCAGGUGUACAGCGAGGCCGCCGCCCUGCAGCCCCACAGCACCGACAUCUGGCUGGCUUUGGCUCAGGUUUUAGCUAUGGCUGGUCGCAGCAAAGAGGCAGAGAAGAUGACGCUGGACAUCAUAUCCAGAGAUAGCGGCUGCAUUGAGUGUUACCGCCUCCUGUCUGCAAUCUACAGCAAGCGUGGGAACUACACACAGGCGCUGGCUGCUCUGGACAGAGCCCUGCAGCAGAGUCCCAGUGAUGUGACCGUGAGAGCAGAGCUGUAUUUCUCCAAAGGGAACCAGUUCAGAGAGAUGAACCAGCUGGGCCGAGCCUUCCAGAGCUACAAGCUAGCUGUGGAACUGAAACCGGAUCAGUCCCAGGCCUGGAUGAACAUGGGGGGGAUUCAGCACAUCAAGGGAGACUAUGCAGCUGCCAGGAUGUAUUACCAGCGGGCCCUGCUGCUCAGCCCUGGCUCCAAACUCCUGAAGGAAAACCUGGCCAAGCUGGACCGGCUUGAGAGGAAAGUGACAGGGGGGUCGUAGAUUACCACAGGCCCCCACAUGCAACCAUCCUGGGCUCAAAUCAGCGGAGAGGGCCCAGCAAGCACUCUGGAGCCCAGGCACCAGCCAUAGGCUGGUUAAAAAGACAACAGGCCUGAAAGCAGAGGAGCAGAGGACUCUUCAGGUGCUGCAGAGAGAGACAGAGGAGCCACAGUCAGGAAGCUUUCCUCGUGGGAGCAGAGGGGAACCACUGGCUGAAGACCACUGGAGCUCCAUGUGAUCUGCAUUUGAGCUUUACUUCAAAAGCCACAUCUGCUUUAAACAUUUGUGUUUGAUUGAUUUAUUAUUUAGCUUUAUGCAAAGGGAUUUCCUUAUGGAACCUAAUCACAGAUUGAAUCUCAGUCUGUUAGAAUGUUUUACGAAACUACAUUAGUACAGUGAAAGUGAGGGAAAAUGUUUUUAUUAUGAAGGUUAUGAGCAUGGGAACAAAAAUAAUUUCUCUCAAAGCUCCACUUUGUAGCUUUCAGAACUGUCAGUCAGUCAGUGUCAGGACAUUCACAUCGAACACCAACUAUAAGUAGUACAAGUCACAAGCAGGGUUGGGAAAGCUUCCUGUAUACUCUUCUUUAUAAGUAGUUCACCAAAGAUACAACUGAAAGCUCAGAAAAUCUAUUAAGUGGACCUUUGAGUUUAGUUUAUUGUGCUGCACAUGAAGAAAAUGGGUUGACAAGAUUAACUGUAAGCCCACUGUACUCUCUGAAUUAUAUCAAUGAGUACAAAGUAACUAAAAACAAAAGAUGUUAAGAUCUCAGAUUAUAUGAAAAAUGGAAUAAGAUUCAUACCAGCUGCUUUCUUUUUAGACAUGAACUGAACUAGGUUCAAAUGACCUCUACUUCCAGAACAAGCUACAGGUUAGACCUGGUUAGGCAUGUGUUGGUUAAGGUUAGGAUAAGUCUCCAGGAAAUGCAUGCAAGUCAAUGUAAUGUCCCCUGAAGUGGUGUGUG